AUGCAGUCACGCACGGUUAUAAGUCUUGCUGUGGUUUUGCUUGGUGUGUUUCAAAAAGGGACAGCCACUGAGAAGAAUGAAGUGCUCGAGGCUGUUCUAAAAAGGAUACUCGAAGACAUGUUAGACGACCAAAUCCAAGUAAAAGAGAUUGAUGCCAGCAGCAUAAAGGAUACUGCCGCCAUGACGCUAACUAAAUGCUUUCGCGCAACUACAUUAUCUAGUUUAGGAAAGAAAUUUAAUAUACUCGAUGAUGAUAACUCAGAUUCCAUCACUCUUGAAGAAUUUCAAGAGGGUCUGAACGACUUCAGAUGUCAAAUUAGCCAAUCAGAAGCAAGACAACUCUUCAAUUCCUUGGAUAUAAAUGAGGAUCACAAGUUGAACUCUAAUGAAUUCAUUAGGGCUUUCCAGAAACCACUAUCUUAUACGAAGAAAGAGACUUUGGUGAAGGCAUUUAAUAAGGCUGACUCGAACCAGGAUGGCGUGCUCAACUUAAGGGAUGAUUUGAUUUCCGAAGUGUUUCUUGAGAACAUGGACGAAGACGGAAAUGGAGAAGCCAACAUCCAGGAAUUCGCUGAUUAUUACAAGAUAUAUCAAGGAAUCUCUGAUGCGUAUUUUGAAUAUGCUUUAAAGAAUGUGUGGACAUUUGAAUAAAUACUAAAGACUGAAUUCGUAAAAAACUUCAACGAACUAGCUUUUGCUGAAUAUAGAAUAGCUUCGUCAAUAUGUUACUCGUUGAGAAAAAAUCAGCGAAGAACGUCAUACACUUGCCUAACUAGACAGUACACAAUAUAUUUGAAAACCCGAGAGUUUUAGGUAAAAUAAAUACGAUGUAUUUGUGUGCGCUUUACACAUGUUUAAUAUAAAAAAUCAACUCACUAUGGCAUUUUUAACUGACC
Messenger RNA from Owenia fusiformis, 896 nucleotides. Lineage: Eukaryota; Metazoa; Annelida; Polychaeta; Sabellida; Oweniidae. The record is from the annotation of a GenBank genome assembly.